Messenger RNA from Eruca vesicaria subsp. sativa (arugula), 927 nucleotides. The record is from the annotation of a GenBank genome assembly. NCBI's taxonomy places the organism in Eukaryota, Viridiplantae, Streptophyta, Magnoliopsida, Brassicales, Brassicaceae.
AUGGAGGAACCUGUGCUUGUCCCUAACUGCGAUGUCGUCGAGAACUCAGAGCUUGAAGUUGUCAACGGAGAGGAGGAAAGUAAGCUUGAGGAUUAUGGGACUUGUGUAGAUGUUAUAACCGAUAGAGUCAAUCAGGUGAGAAUCUCUUUCACUUUGCAUGAUUGCAUCUUCACUACCUUCUUGCUUUCGAUUAGAGGCUCUUACACAGCUAUAUUGGAAGUGCAGCUUGAGCAAAAAGUGGUGGAGGUUGAACAGUUUUACUCUACCAAAGAUGGAGCAGGUCACACAAACACUUCUAAGAGUAACUCCGGUGGGAAAAAAGUUGCUAUAUCUCAACCCUCCAGGUGUAGCUCUGCUGGGAAAGAGAAAACAAGAGGGAAACAUGUUUCUAGCCCUGAACUUAUGCGUCAAUUUGCUACAAUUAUUCGUCUGAUAGCUCAACAAAAAUGGGCGUGGCCGUUUCUGGAGCCUGUUGAUGUUGAAGGGCUUGGACUCGAUGAUUAUCAUACGGUUAUAGAGAAGCCAAUGGAUUUGGGAACUAUUAGAACUAAAAUGGAGGGUUCUGAGUAUAGCAAUGUCCGGGAGAUAUAUGCUGAUAUUAGGCUAGUUUUCAAGAACACAAUGAGAUAUAACGAAGAGAAACAUGAUGUUUACGUGAUGGCUGAAUCUCUGUUGGAGAAGUUUGAGGAGAAAUGGCUUACCAUAAUGCCUAAACUCGUCGAAGAGGAAAAGAAACAAGCAGAGGAAGAGGCUCAGGAUCGUGCGAGUAAGCAGCUUGCUGUGGAGGCUGCUCAAGCAGAGAAAGCUAGGGAUUUAAGCAACGAACUGUAUGAGAUCGAUCAGGAGCUUGAGAAACUUCGAGAGGUAGUGGUUCAGAAGUGCAGAAAGCUGUCUACUCAAGAAAAGAAGGGACUUUCUGCAGCUUAA